Molecule: messenger RNA, 3361 nt
Organism: Amoebophrya sp. A25
Lineage: Eukaryota; Dinophyceae; Syndiniales; Amoebophryaceae
Source: the annotation of a GenBank genome assembly
GCAGGAAAAGAAAGAGAGGACAAAGAGCCGUAUUAUACCUAAUCUUGAAGCUGUGUGGGCUGUCAGACACUCCACAAACAGACACUCCACAAUGAACGGUUUCGACGACAAUUUCGGCGAUGAACGGAGUGCGUCAGGUUCUGGUUCCGGUCGGGCGGACAGCGGCACUACCCCCGCGCUGCCUGUCGUGUCCGAACCCACGUUUUCGAAGACGACUUUCGAUGGUGGUCGCGAAGCCGGCGAUGGGGCGGGCGGAGGACGGGACCUUGGUGGAGCUCUCCCAGGAGGUUUGAGUGCCCCUUCUCCUGCAACAUCCUCCAGCAACGCACAGCCUGUCAUACAGAGGACGAAUUCAUCACAAGCGACCGCAUCUCCUGGCCCACAGUACUGUGCUAACGAUCCUUCGCAAGUAGCCACUGGUUUCUGUCCGGAACUGGAGUUGGCACUGUGCCCAUCAAGUUUCGACAAUCUGAAGAGAAUGCCAGCGUUUGCGCACAUAACAUUCGUGCCGCUGCACGAGAGCUUGCAGAAGCGGAGAAAAGAUCCUGAAACUGGGGAACCAUAUGCGCUGUACGAUUUGGAGACGCAGGUAAAAUUUGAGACUUCCUCGAUCUGAUACCCCCACUGUCAAAAAUUGAAGUAGCCGUCAAGAUCAUCCUUCACGUUCCUUCAUCUACGCCUUCCUCGAGUACGCCUACGGAAAAUGACGCACUAUGAAUGUACACUAGUCUCUCUCGGUUCUCUUCUUUCCACUAGGAACCAAUCCCAACUGUGGCAAAGCUCGUAGGACGCAGCAGGACACACGAAUGCUGCUCUUUAGAAGCGGGAGCGGAUAAAAUGCGGGAAGCGAUGAAGGUAUUAUCAGGAAAUCAAUGCGAGGGUCAUAAGUUUUGGGCAUUUGUUGGAAGUAGAACAAGAUGAAAUAGAGAUCAAUGUUAAAAGUUAGUGUUACUACACAUUAACGUGGUCAAAAAUCCGGUUUCUGUCGCUGUCUGCAACUUAGAUCAAUCCACCUCCCACCUCAGACUCAGCUCACAGUCCUGAAAGACCAACUUUCGAAUGCUCGAGUGGCGUCGACACACGUGGAUAAGCUCAUAUUCGUUGUGAGUCAGGAAGCUGACGACCGACGAAGGGAAGUUGAGACCUACUUUGGCGAAUUCCAGAAGAAGCUAGACCAAGCGCGCGAACGUGUCAUGGACGAGUUACAUGACGCAACAGCCAAGAAAUUGAAUACGCUGAGGCAAUUGGUAUCUAUUAUUCAGUACCGCUACUUUAAAUCUAUGGCCAGUGAUGUUUACUAGCGAAUCAGAAUUUUCGCGUGCUCGUGUAAUUCUCUGUUUUUAUCAGUCGUCACUAUGGAAGAUUGAUGAUAUAAGUACUUAGAUAUCUUCGUUGUAGUUGUACCGGGAAUUCAUCAUCUCCGACCAAUCCUAUCAGAGCGAGCGUCUUCCUCUCAUGGUUGCUUCUUCUUCGGAAGCAAUCGACCGUGUCCAGGAGGUUUUCACUUUCGAGCGAAACGCCUUAGAACUCCUCUUUCGCCGCAAGGAAAUGCAGCUCUAUUUGGAUUCGGUGGGAUCGCGGUUGAACCUAGGAGGAUCGGAUAUUUUUCAAGGCGACGUCCGACAAACCAUGGGGCGUAGUGUUACAGUAGCUAAGGACGAGAACUUUGCGGUGUACCUAAAAGGUUGUGCCCAAGUCCGAACCGACGAGAAGGACCCGGAAUUAGAACGGUGCUGGCAAAUGGUGGAUACUCUGCUGGGCCAUGAUUCGACCUCCCUUCUUAGUGGAGCUACUGCGAAAACGAACGUACCGAUAGGACCUUCUUCUUCCUCGAAUUUCUCUAGAACAGCAGCUAAUGCGGGAGAUGGCGGCGCUAGUCUGAAUAAUCCUUUCUCCGCGAAUCAGACGGCAUUUGGUGGCUCCUACACUUACGGUGGCAGUGCAACGAGUCGGAGUCGGCCAGAAGGAGCUCCUCUAGAGAAUGGUAAAACUCACCGCCCAAUUAUAUCUUCUUCUUCUACAACUAGAAGUACUCCAGGUUUUGGGUACAAUUCCGCUACUAGUCCAGUCCUCGUCGCUGGUGGAGGGGCAGGAGGUGGCCCUACUACUCCCACCAGUGCUCCAUUUCUCAGCAUGCCUAGUACUACAGAACGGUUUCCAUCCUCUUCUGCAGUAUCUUCGAGAAACAUUGCAGGUGGAAAUAGUGCAACCGGUGUAUCGCGAGAAUUCAAGUUCGACCCAAACUACUGCCAAGAGCAGCUUGUUGUGUUGCGGAACAACAACAGAGAAGCAUUGCGGAAGGUACGUGCUUGGUUCCGGUUUUUCAUUUGCUUGAAUGGUGCUAGAGCACCACUUGUUCACAACUAGACUCCUUUUCGUGAACUCAACUUGUAUUUGUUCCUUUGUAAUAAAAAAAGAAAAACGAAAACUUCUGCGUAAACCUUCCUCAGAUCCCACACGCCUCUUCUGCGAUCGCGAUAAUGUCGUCGCUACUCGGUCCGCCAGACGAUGGCUCUUGUAGUAGUAGAGUAGAGGUCAUCGUGGACGAAUUGAACCUAUUCCUGCCGAACAGCGGUUGGGUUGGCGCCACUCCCGUCCGCUCUUUAACGUGUUUGCAGGAGCAUGCGAUAUUAUGGAAGAUGUGGUUGAUUUUUCGAGUAGCAAGAACAACGAAGAGUGUCUGUGUCACCAUUGAUAUUAUGCCUAGCAUCUAUCGUGAAUAUGCAUAUCUGAAAGGAAGAUUUUCCCACAACUGAUUACCUGUGCUCUAGGUUCUCUUUGAUCAUCUACCUAGGGUUGAAUCUAUCUAUCGUGACCGACCUAGUAUGAUAAACUCAUCGUUGUUUGCUCUUGUAAUCUCUAACCCCCUACCUCGACCUUUUCGGUGGUGAAAUAUGGCGGGAAGGGGUACUGGUGGAGAAGCUGAUGGACAAACUGUCCGUAAUGGAAGGCGAUCGAGUAGGUGUGGACUACCUACCUGGGUCACAGCUGCAAUUCUUUCUCAACGACAAAAAAGUGGGCUUGCCGAUUCGCGACGUCACGGAUCUGCUCUAUCCCUUUGUAAACGUGUUGGGGAAGGUAUUGCGGUUUCGGUUGUAAGGUGGAAUGUCUCAAUGGAGGCAUCGACUCUCAAACAAAUUCACGAUGUCUACACUUUUACGAAUACUCAUAGACCAAGCAGUUGCAGGACGGAGCUAUAUUAUUUGCGAACUUCAUCAUGCUGAGCCUGAGAAGAGGGAGACACUCUCCCCCGUUCAGACUCAAUUCAGCUUUUGCCUUUUUCUUUCGCGCAUACAAGAAACAAGUGACAAAUUCACGUUGAAGAUUAGGAUUUUCAUCCAUGAUACAGCGAUGCUUACAG